This is a messenger RNA of Adineta steineri, 5907 nucleotides long. NCBI's taxonomy places the organism in Eukaryota, Metazoa, Rotifera, Eurotatoria, Adinetida, Adinetidae. The record is from the annotation of a GenBank genome assembly.
AUGUCGGCAGAAUCGAUGGCAUUGGAUCCUAAUGAUCCAGAGAUAAAAGAAUCGCUGAAAUAUUUGGUUUUACCAACGGAAGAAAAACUCAAAUUACGUUCUCAACCAUUUGAUGCUAAGAAAGCAUGUUGGAUUCCCGAUGCAAAAGAAGUAUAUAUUGCUGGUGACAUUGUUGAAACCAAGGGAGACACUACUAUCGUAGAAACAGCUAAAGGAGAGAAAGUUACAGUAAAAACUGAUCUCAUUCAACAAAUGAAUCCUCCUAAAUAUUCAUGUUAUGAUGAUAUGGCUGAUUUAACAUAUUUGAAUGAUGCUUCAGUCUUUGCCAAUUUACGUGAACGUUAUUCACGAUGGCUCAUCUAUACAUAUUCGGGUCUCUUUUGCGUCGUAAUCAAUCCAUUCAAACGUCUUCCUAUCUAUACAAUGAAGGUAGUUAUGAUGUAUCGUGGCAAGAAACGUACUGAAGUAGCUCCUCAUUUGUAUGCCAUUUCUGACAAUGCAUAUUCAAAUAUGCUUCGUGAUCGUGAAAAUCAAUCUAUGUUGAUUACUGGUGAAUCGGGUGCUGGAAAGACUGAAAAUACCAAGAAGGUUAUUCAAUAUUUUGCUUUGGUUGCCGCUACAACCGACAAGAAAAAGGACGAAGCUGCUGCUGCUUCUGGAAAACCGCAACAGACACUUGAAGAUCAGAUUGUGGCUGCUAAUCCAGUUUUAGAAGCUUAUGGUAAUGCAAAAACUACUCGAAACAACAACUCUUCACGUUUCGGUAAAUUCAUUCGAAUUCACUUUGGCCCAACAGGAAAAAUUGCUGGCGCUGAUAUUGAAGUCUAUCUUCUUGAAAAAUCACGUGUUACCUUUCAGCAACCAGCUGAACGUAAUUACCACAUUUUCUACCAAAUGUGUUCGGCUGCAUUUCCCGAAGUGCAAAAGGAUUGUCUUCUUGAACCUGAUGCAUCAAAAUACUUUUUCGUUGCUCAAGGCAUGUUGACAAUCGAUGGUAUCGAUGAUACAGAAGAAAUGAGAUUGAACGAUGAAGCUAUGGACGUUCUUGGCUUCACACCGCCUGAAAAAGCUAACUUGUACAGAUGUACAGCAGCUAUUAUGCAUUUUGGUAAUUCUCAAUGGAAACAACGACCUCGGGAAGAACAAGCAGAACCCGAAGGUACAGAAGAAUGUGAAAAGGUGGCACAUUUACUUGGCAUUGAAGCUGCAGAUCUUAUCAAAGGUCUCGUCAAACCACGUAUAAAGGUCGGAAACGAGUUUGUUAACAAAGGUCAAAGCAAAGAUCAAGUAACAAAUUCAGUCGGUGCUUUGUCGAAAUCGAUCUACUUUCGCAUGUUCUGCUGGUUAGUCGAACGUGUCAACGUUACUCUCGAUGUUAAAGCAAAACGACAAUAUUUCAUUGCUGUCCUCGAUAUUGCUGGUUUUGAAAUUUUCGAUUAUAAUGGUUUCGAACAAUUAUGUAUUAAUUAUACAAAUGAACGUCUUCAACAAUUCUUCAAUCAUCACAUGUUCGUGUUGGAACAAGAAGAAUAUAAGAAGGAAGGUAUUAAUUGGGUCUUCGUCGAUUUUGGUAUGGAUUUACAAGCUUGUCUUGAUUUGAUUGAAAAGCCUAUGGGUAUUCUAUCAAUUCUUGAAGAAGAAUGUAUCGUCCCUAAGGCAACAGACAAAACAUUUGUUGAGAAACUUUAUAGUCAACAUUUGGGUAAACAUCCUCAAUUUGGUAAACCAAAACCAUCCAAAGGCAAAGCUGAAGCUCAUUUUGAUAUUCAUCAUUAUGCUGGUACUGUAUCUUAUACAGCCACAGCCUGGCUCGAAAAGAACAAGGAUCCAAUUAACAAUACUGUUGCUACUUUGUUCGCUAAAUCGAAGAAUUCAUUGUUGAGUCAUUUGUACCAAGAUGUCCUAGAAGCUGAAGAUGGCAAAGGUGGAGGUGGUAAAAAGAAGGGAGGAGGUAGUAUGCAAACUAUCUCGUCUGUUCAUCGAGAACAAUUGAACAAAUUGAUGAACACAUUGAAGCAAACUCAUCCUCACUUCGUACGUUGUAUCAUCCCCAAUGAAAUCAAGACUGGUGGUGUUCUUGAUGCUCAUCUUGUAAUGCAUCAAUUGACAUGUAAUGGUGUGUUAGAAGGUAUUCGUAUCUGUCGAAAAGGUUUCCCUAAUCGUAUGAUUUAUGCUGAAUUCAAACAACGUUAUUCAAUCUUGGCACCCAAUGCCAUUCCCAAAGGUUUUGUUGAUGCCAAGAAAGCUACUGAAGAUAUUCUUAAGGAUGUUGCUUUAUCCGAAGAAUUAUAUCGAUGUGGUAACACCAAAGUCUUCUUCAAAGCUGGAACACUUGGUCAAUUAGAAGAUUUACGUGAUCAAGCCUUAUCUAAAAUCAUUUCUACAUUACAAGGUCAAAUUCGUGGUUUUAUUAUGCGUAAAAAUUAUAAAAAGAUGUUGGAACAACGUUUGGCCUUGUCCGUUGUUCAACGCAAUCUUCGCAAAUACUUAUCAUUACGUAAUUGGGCAUGGUGGAAACUUUACACGAAAGUUAAACCAUUGCUUUCAGUUGCUCGUCAAGAAGAAGAAAUGAAGAAGAUUGAAGAAGAAUAUAAAGCACUUAAAGAAGCAUUAGAAAAAGAAGAAAAAUUACGAAAAGAAGUUGAAGAUGCUAACUCAAAAUUAGUUCGAGAGAAAAAUGAUUUAUAUCAACAACUUGAAUCUGAACGAUCUGGUUCAUCAGACGCACAAGAAAAAUAUACACGAUUAGUCACACAAAAGGCUGAUCUCGAACAACAAGUAAAAGAUUUAGAAGACCGUUUUAGUCAAGAAGAAGAAAGUUCUCAAGAAUUAAAUAAUAAAAAGAAGAAAUUAGAACAUGAAAUUGACGGCUUGAAGAAAGACAUUGAUGACAUACGUUUGAAUUUACAAAAAGCUCAAAAUGAAUGCAAAACACGUGAUAAUCAAAUCCAUACAUUACAAGAUGAAAUUGCUCGUCAAGAUGAAACAAUUGCUAAAGCUACACGUGAACGUAAACGUCUUGAAGAACAAAAUACAAAGACAACUGAACAAUUACAAGCUGAAGAAGAUAAAGUGAAUCAUUUAAAUAAAUUAAAAACCAAACUUGAACAAACCCUAGAUGAAUUAGAAGGAAGUCUUGAACGUGAAAAGAAAUCUCGUGCUGAUUUAGAUAAAUCAAAACGAAAACUUGAAACAGAUUUAAAAGCUGUUCAACAAAAUUUAGAAGAUUUUGAACGAUCAAAACGUGAAUUAGAAGAAAAUCUUAAACGUAAAGAUCAAGAAAUUCAACAAAUGAGUGGACGUCUUGAAGAUGAACAAGGACAAGCAACAGGUCUUGGAAAGAAAAUCAAAGAAUUACAAUCACGUAUUGAAGAAUUAGAAGAAGAAGUUGAAAAUGAACGACAAUCACGAACCAAAACCGAAAAACAACGAGCUGAUUUAGCACGGGAAAUCGAUGAAAUGAAUGAUCGAUUACAAGAAGCUGGUGGUGCAACAUCAUCACAAGUUGAAAUGAACAAAAAACGUGAAUCAGAAUUACAAAAACUUCGUCGUGAUUUAGAAGAAGCUAAUCUUCAACAUGAAGCAACAGCUGCACAACUCCGUAAGAAACAUCAAGAUGCUGUUACUGAAAUGGGUGAACAAAUUGAUCAAUUACAAAAAUUGAAAAUCAAAUUAGAAAAAGAAAAACAAACAAUUAAAUCCGAAACAGGUGAUUUACGUACACAAGUUGAACAUUUACAAAAAGGUAAAGUAGCUGCUGAAAAACUUUCAAAACAACUUGAACAACAAUUAAAUGACAUCCAAGUUAAACUUGAAGACCAUGUUAAACAAAUCGCUGAGUUGAAUAAUAAUAAAUCUAAAUUAACCAGUGAAAAUACUGAAUUAACUAGACACAUGGAAGAAUAUGAAAGUCAAAUUGCAACUUUAACUAAAGCCAAAACAACUUUACAACAACAACUUGAUGAAGCUAAACGAACAAUCGAUGAUGAAUUACGUGGCAAAGGAUCAGUUACUUCACAAAUCCGUAAUUUAACUGCCGAUCUUGAACAAGCACGUGACCAACUUGAUGAAGAACAAGAAGCUAAGAGUGAAUUUCAAAAACAAGUUACUAAACUUAAUGCUGAAGUUCAACAAUGGCGAUCUCGUUUCGAAUCAGAAGGUAUGUCUCGUGGUGAAGAACUCGAAGAAGCUAAACGUAAAUUAGCUUCGAAAUUAACUGAAGCUGAAGAACAAGUCGAAGCUGCAUUAAACAAAUGUAAUGCAUUAGAAAAAGUUAAAUCACGUCUUCAAGGUGAAGUCGAAGAUCUUAUGGUUGAUGUUGAACGUGCUAAUGCUAAUGCAUCUGCUAUGGAUAAAAAACAAAGACAAUUUGAUAAAUUGAUCAAUGAAUGGAAACAAAAAUGUGAAGAUAUCACAAUUGAACUUGAAACAUCCCAAAAAGAAGCACGAAACUUCUCAACAGAAUUAUUUAAACUUAAACAACAAUAUGAAGAAUCACAUGAACAAAUUGAUGCUCUUAAAAAAGAAAAUAAGAACUUAGCUGAUGAAAUUAAGGAUCUUAUUGAUCAAUUAGGUGAAGGUGGAAAGAAUGUUCAUGAAUUAGAUAAAGCUCGUAAACGUGCUGAAUUAGAAAAAGAAGAAUUACAAGCUGCAUUAGAAGAUGCUGAAUCAACACUUGAACAAGAAGAAGCUAAAGUUCUUCGUGCUCAAAUGGAAUUAAGCACAGUUCGACAAGAAAUUGAUCGACGAAUUCAUGAAAAAGAAGAAGAAUUCGAAAAUACAAGACGUAAUCAUCAACGUUCACUUGAAUCCAUGCAAGCAAGUUUAGAAGCUGAAGCACGAUCAAAACUUGAAGCACUUAAACAAAAAAAGAAACUUGAAUCAGAUAUUAACGAACUUGAAGUAGCACUUGAUCAUGCUAAUCGUACAAAUGCUGAUUUACAAAAAACAUUAAAACGUGUUCAACAAAAUAUCACUGAAUUACAAGCACAAGUUGAAGAAGAACAACGACAACGUGACGAAGCACGUGAAGUUGCUAUCGCAGCUGAACGUCGUGCUAAUGUUAUCACUGGUGAACUUGAAGAAUUACGUACAGCUUUAGAACAAGCUGAACGUGCACGUAAAGCAGCUGAAAGUGAAUUACAUGAUGCUGCUGAUCGUAUUAGUGAUGUUAGCACACAAAAUGCUAAUUUAUCUUCACAACGACGACAACUUGAAUCAACAAUUGCUGCUAUGCAAGCUGAUUUGGAUGAAGCUGUUAGUGAACUUAAAAAUAGUGAAGAAAAUGCUAAGAAAGCCGGUUCAGAUGCAACACGUCUCGUUGAAGAAUUACGUCAAGAACAAGAACAUGCUUUACAAGUUGAACGAUUACGUAAAGGUCUUGAACAACAAGUUAAAGAUCUUCAAACACGUCUUGAUGAAGCCGAAGGAAAUUCACUUAAAGGUGGUAAACGUGUUAUUGCUAAACUUGAACAACGCAUUCACGAAUUAGAAAGUGAAAAUGAAUUGGAACAACAUCGUCAUCAAGAAACACUUAAAGAAUUACGUAAAAAUGAUCGUCGUUUGAAAGAACUUGCCUUCCAAACAGAAGAAGAUCGUAAAAAUCAAUUACGUUUACAAGAUCUUUCAGAAAAAUUACAAGCCAAACUUAAAGUCUAUAAACGACAAGUUGAAGAAGCUGAGGAAAUUGCUGCACUUAACUUAGCUAAAUUCCGCAAAGCUCAAACAGAACUUGAAGAAUCAGCUGAACGAGCUGACCAAGCUGAAAAUCAACUUGGCAAAUUACGUUCAAAAAAUCGAUCAUCUGUUAGCAUGGGUCGAACUUCCUCAUCUCAUGACGUUCAUGAAUCAUCAACAUUACGAGCAUCAUCAACAAUGCGUGCUAGUUCAUCAGUUCGUCAACGCUAA